This is a messenger RNA of Cannabis sativa, 2915 nucleotides long. RefSeq names its product receptor-like protein 53. Lineage: Eukaryota; Viridiplantae; Streptophyta; Magnoliopsida; Rosales; Cannabaceae. The transcript has a single exon. The record is from RefSeq and is a predicted model, not a curated record. Gene Ontology annotation, molecular function: protein binding. Bases 34 to 2472 code for a protein of 812 amino acids.
AAUUCUCACUUGUUUGCAAAUCUGAAAAUCAUUAUGGGAUUCUCUAGUUUUGUUGGUAAUAAUCUUCUUCUUUAUGUACUCUUUCUUUUCCUCACUUUAUUAUCAUCUUUCUCUUUCUCACAGCCUAUUUGCCAUGAUUUUGAAAAGUCUUCUCUAUUGAAGUUUAAGGAAAGCUUUAUUAUUAACAAGUCUGUUACUAAUGAUCCUGAUGCUUAUUCAAAGGUUGCCUUGUGGAGCAACAAAGAAGAUUGUUGUAUGUGGGAUGGUGUUGUGUGUGAUGAGAUCACAGGCCAUGUCAUCACCCUUGAUCUUAGCAAUAGUUAUCUUUAUGGCUCUCUUGACUCAAAUAGCACCCUCUUCAACCUGGUUCACCUCCAAAGCCUUAAUCUUGGAAACAACCAUUUUAACUACUCUCACAUACCCAAUGCUAUCAACCGACUUUCGAUGCUCACCAAUUUGGACCUAUCAGGCUCUGUCUUUUCUGGCCAAAUUCCCUCUGAGGUUUCAGAACUAUCCAAAUUGUUGCAACUUUCUUUGUGUGCCAACAUAGAUCCAAUUUCACAAGAAAAUCUUUUGAAACUCAAAAAGCCAAACUUUGAGAGCUUGAUUUUGAAUUUAACAAGCCUUGAAGAACUCUGUCUCAGUUAUGUAAGCAUAUCUUCAAUAGUUCCAAAAUCAUUGGCGAAUUUGACAACUUUGAAAUCUUUAUUACUCAAAGAUUGUGAACUAAAAGGUGAACUCCCAACUAAUAUCUUUCAACUACCAAACUUACAAGAACUCAGCUUGCGAUUUAAUGAAGAUCUCAAUGUAAGAAUAACUCCAUUGCUUAACCAAAGGAGUUCUCUCAAGUCAUUGUUCUUGAGUUACACUCCGUUAUCUGGGGAUCUAUCAUCACUAAAUCAAAACUUUUCUUCUUUGACUGAGUUAUCAGCAAGUGAUUGCAACAUUUCAGGAGUGAUUCCAGAUUCCAUAGGUAUGUUGAGCCAACUCCUUUAUCUCGAUCUUUCUGAAAAUAAUCUUGUAGGAAAUAUCCCUUCUUCUGUUGGAAACCUAACUCAACUCAGUGAACUACAUCUUUCUGUUAAUCAACUUAGUGGUCCGAUUCCAUUGUCAUUUUCAAAUCUCAUCAAUUUAGAAAUUCUUUUCGUACAAGGUAAUAGUUUGAGUGGUAUAGUGGAUUUUGACAUGUUUCUUGGCCUUAACAACCUCACUUGCCUUGAUCUUUCCAUAAACCAACUCUCAUUAAAUGUUAACAAUAGAAUAAAUAAUGAAACGUUUCCACAAUUCACUUCACUAGUACUAUCCAACUGUAACUUAACAACUUUUCCACAUUUUCUUAGGCAUCAAAGAAAGCUUCAACUUUUGUAUAUUGAGUAUAACCCUAUUGGUGAUCAGAUACCAAAUUGGAUGUUGAGUGUAAGCAGAGAAACAAUGGUGAGUUUAUCACUUGCUGGAAACUCUUUAAUAGGAGAACUCUCAUCUGCAAUAUGCAACCAAACUUCUCUUCAAUUUCUUGACCUUAAAGAUAAUAGUUUGCGUGGUGAGCUUCCUCCUUGUUUAGGUAAUUUUAGUAAGUCAUUAUCGAUAGUGACCCUUAGAAAUAACCAUUUUUGUGGAAACACUCCUGAAUUCAAAGGAAACCAAAUAAGAUACAUUGAUUUAUCAAUAAAUCAAUUUGAAGGGAAAAUAUUUAAAUCGCUUACCAAUAGUGAGAUGCUUGUUUACCUCAAUUUGGAAGGUAACAAAUUAAGUGAUGUUUUCCCAUAUUGGUUGGGAAAUCUUCCAAAGUUAGAAGUUCUUAAGUUGCAGGGAAAUGGAUUUUAUGGAGCUAUAGAGGAGCCUAGAACAAUCCUUCAUUUUCCUAAGUUGCGUGUAAUUGAUAUCUCUAACAAUAACUUCACUGGAAAAUUGCCAUUGAAAUAUAUACAAAGUUGGAAGUCCAUGACAAGUACAAGCAAUAUUGAUGAAGACUUUGAUUAUAUGAGAUCACCAACUUUUAGCAUCACAACAAGUUAUGGUACGCUUGGGUAUCAAUAUUUUUUCGAGCUUACAACAACAAUCAAAGGCAUUGGCAUAUGGUAUUCAAGAGUGGAAAAAGUUCUUAUACUCAUCAAUUUCUCCAACAAUAAAUUUGAUGGAGACAUUCCUCAAGCCAUUGGAAACUUAAAAGGGCUCAUUUCUCUUGAUUUGUCCAACAACCGAUUCAAAGGUGGCAUUCCAUCAUCAUUGAGUAGUCUAACAAAUCUUGAAUCGUUAGAUCUUUCUCAAAAUGCCCUUUCAGGAGAGAUCCCAAGAGAAUUGGACAAAUCAUCUUUUCUUCAGUACUUCAAUGUUUCACACAACAAAUUGGUUGGACCUAUACCACAGUCCCAUCUCAUCACAUUUGAUAGCAGUUGUUACGAAGGAAACUUGGGUACUGCCAAAAUGUGGAAAUCACUCCAAGCCAUUGGAACUACCACCUCCAUCAUCUGAAGAAGAUGAGUCAAGCAAUUCUCUAUUUCAAUUCGGUUGGAAAGUUGUGGCAGUAGGAUAUGGGUGCGGAUUCUUAAUUGGGUUGCUCAUUGGAAAAAUUGUGAUUGCAAGGAAACCAAAUUGGUUAGUGAUGAUCUUUGGGAACCAAAUAAGGAUGUGACAACCCUAGUGGUUCCUAAUUCUCAACUCCACUUUGAUGUAUUUUAAUCUUGUUGUGUUAUUCUAUGUGUGGUUGUAUUUUAUGCUUUUGAGUAAUAAGUUGUCUUUCUUAUUUGUAAACAUUCAUAUGUUGGAUGUAAUAAUACAUGUGUCUAGCUAGCUUACAAAUCAAAUAAUCUUAUUAAUAAUGAAGAUUGGUUUGUUGAGUGUGUCUUCAAUUUUUUUGAGGAAAUAGUUUCUUAACUUGAUCCUAUAAAACAAUGCAGUUAUAACUUUUCUUGUAA